Messenger RNA from Theobroma cacao (cacao), 1012 nucleotides. It is a transcript of the gene YLS9, whose product is annotated as Late embryogenesis abundant (LEA) hydroxyproline-rich glycoprotein family. Lineage: Eukaryota; Viridiplantae; Streptophyta; Magnoliopsida; Malvales; Malvaceae. Gene Ontology annotation, cellular component: plasmodesma; plasma membrane. The record is from RefSeq and is a predicted model, not a curated record. Gene Ontology annotation, biological process: defense response to other organism.
UUUCCCUGUAUCAUAUUCUUCCAUUCAUUCUUCUCUCAACUUCCCAAAACAAACAGAUUUUUGCUUCAUUGCUCGUCUUUGUUUCUUGUUUUUUUGUUUCAUACAUGGCUGAGAAAGAAGCCCAGCUGAACGGAGCCUACUACGGCCCCUCAAUUCCACCACCCACAAGGCACUACCACCGCCCUGGCCGUGGCUCAGGUUGCGGAUGCGGCUGCUGUCUUUUGAAGCUCCUCUUCAACAUCAUCAUCACCGCUGUGGUCGUAAUUGGCCUCGCUGUUCUCAUCUUCUGGCUCAUCUUCCGCCCCAACAAGGUCAAGUUCCAUGUGACAGACGCCUCGCUUACAGAAUUCAACUUCACCACCAACAACACACUGCAUUACAACCUUGCCGUUAACAUCACGGUGCGUAACCCCAACAAGAGAAUCGGCAUUUACUAUGAUCGUAUUGAGGCCAGGGCUUACUAUGAGGAUCAAAGAUUCAAUACGCUUACUUUGACCCCGUUUUAUCAAGGUCACAAGAAUACCAGUUUCUUGAACCCUGUUUUCAGCGGCCAGAAUCUUGUUGUGCUUGGCGCUGAAGAGACUUCCAAGUUUAAUGAAGAGAAGACUAGUGGGAUUUACAGUAUUGAUGUGAAGUUGUACUUGAGGAUUAGAUUCAAGGUUGGCAAGGUUAAGACUGGCAGGUUCAAGCCCAAGAUUUCUUGUGACUUGAAGGUUCCUUUGAGCUCUGCCGAUGGCAGCUUGGCUGGUGCUCCUGAAACCACCAGAUGUGAUUGGGAUUUCUGAUCAGGCGGCUCUGAUUCGAGUUUUUAUCGAGCCUUUGAUUCCAUUUCAUUCGGGGAUUUACACUAUUAUUCUUUGGUUUUUGUUUUUAUCAUUCCAGUAGAUAUACGGUGGUCUUGGUUUUGAGAUAUACACUGAUUAUUAUGUUUGAUUAUUCAUUUUUGUUUCAUGGGGUACGUUUGUGUGAAUAAAUAAUGAAUUUUAGUGCUUGUUUGAAUUGAUCUUCGUUA